AUGCGACGAUGGAAUUCCAGCAGUCGUGUAAUAGAGAACUGCGUUGCUAUGACAAUACGAAUGUGCUCCUCGUCGUCGAAAUCAGCAAAUGUUCAACGACCUGCUUAUUACCGGAAACCUCACCAGCAUCAUAAACCAACACAUAUGCUUCAGGAAGAAUUCCCAAACGCUGGCGAUGCCUCUGGAGCCGGUGUGCGAUUGUAUGAUUACUAUAAAACAGCGGAAUACGUCAAUCAGUUACCAACAAUAAAAGAGAAGAUUGACUUUGUGAGCCCAUAUGAGCGCCCAUGGACCAGAGCGGAAAGGACAUGGCGACGUGAUUGGCAUCCAAGUCUCAUGAUUCCUCGUAAGGCGUGGGCCCUGCCUUUAGUUCCGGCUUACUUCGACUGUCUUAAGUACUACCAGUACAUAACAAAGACACGUCUUGUGGAAUCGUCGCUUGACAACUACUAUGUUGGGCUUGUUCCUCCAACGGCUAGCUAUGAGUAG
Messenger RNA from Ostertagia ostertagi, 489 nucleotides. Lineage: Eukaryota; Metazoa; Nematoda; Chromadorea; Rhabditida; Trichostrongylidae. The record is from the annotation of a GenBank genome assembly.